AUGUUGGGGACCUGCCUCAGGCUCCUGGUCUGUGCUCUGUGUGGUGUCUGCAGCAUGCGCAUCAUCAGAGCCUAUCCCAACACCUCUCCACUGUUGGCCUCCAACUGGGGCGGCCUGACUCACCUGUACACCACCACGGACAGGAACAGCUACCACCUGCAGAUCCACAAGGACUGCCAAGUGGAUGGCACACCCCAUCAGACCAUCUACAGUGCCCUGCUGAUCAGAUCAGAGGAUGCUGGCUUUGUGGUGAUCACAGGUGUGAUGAGUAGGAGAUUCCUCUGUAUGGAUUUCAGAGGCAACAUUUUUGGAUCAGAUAAUUGA
Marmota monax (woodchuck) is the source of this 324-nucleotide messenger RNA. RefSeq names its product fibroblast growth factor 23-like. The transcript has 3 exons. The record is from RefSeq and is a predicted model, not a curated record. Gene Ontology annotation, cellular component: cytoplasm. Gene Ontology annotation, molecular function: type 1 fibroblast growth factor receptor binding; growth factor activity. Bases 1 to 324 code for a protein of 107 amino acids. Gene Ontology annotation, biological process: positive regulation of protein phosphorylation; positive regulation of cell population proliferation; cell differentiation. Lineage: Eukaryota; Metazoa; Chordata; Mammalia; Rodentia; Sciuridae.